Planococcus citri (citrus mealybug) is the source of this 1007-nucleotide messenger RNA. RefSeq names its product facilitated trehalose transporter Tret1-like. The record is from RefSeq and is a predicted model, not a curated record. Bases 66 to 1007 code for a protein of 313 amino acids. The transcript has a single exon. Gene Ontology annotation, cellular component: membrane. Gene Ontology annotation, biological process: transmembrane transport. Lineage: Eukaryota; Metazoa; Arthropoda; Insecta; Hemiptera; Pseudococcidae. Gene Ontology annotation, molecular function: transmembrane transporter activity.
CAGCACACCAAAAAAACAGAGGUGCAUUAUUAGGUCUUACCGAAGUGACAUACAAUGUUGGUGUAAUGUUCUGCAGCAUUUUACUUUAUAAUGUUAUGUGGAAUGUAGCAGCCAUCGUAUUUGUUGCAUUAUCAACAAUCUUCAUGUUCUCUACUUUACUAUUACCGGAAUCCCCAGUAUGGUUAUACAGCAAAGGGAAGCAGGAAAAAUCUGUAAAAAUCCUCCGCUCUUUGAGAUGCACAGAAGUGGAAAACAUCACAGACGAAAUACAAGACAUGGAGAAGAACUGCGCAGAAGAAACAAAAACCUCGUUCUGUGAAACAGUAAAAAAUGUUUGCAGAGCUUGGAAACCGCUGCUCAUAACAAUAUUGCUAUUCGGUCUAUUGCAACAUACUGGGUAUUCUAUAAUGAUCGCCUACACAAUCAUGAUCUUUGAUCGACUAGAAUUACCUUUGGAAAGUGCUAAGGUUACCAUUUUGUAUUCCGUGGUAGGUUUUAUUGGAAGCGUAGCUACGCCAUUUUUCAUGCAUAAAAUGGGUCGAAAAAGUAUCCUAGGAUUUUCUUCUUUUGGUAUGGGAGCAUGUAUGGUAGUUGUAGCGGUAUACGAGGAGAUAUUUUAUUACCAAAGUGAAAAAUUAUUCGCGUACAUUGUUCCGGUAGCUUUCUAUGUGUAUACUUUAGCGUGCAAUAUUGGAGUUCUUCCGAUAGGGUUUAUUGUUGGUGGAGAACUGUUUCCAAAUGAAGUGAGAGGUACGAUGAAUGGCCUUUAUGGUGUUUUCGCAUAUGCUUAUUGGGCCUUGACGUUGAAAUUUUAUCCAAAAUUCAUGUACACUUUUGGCAUCAAAGCUGCCAUUUGGGCAUUUGCUGCAUCUUGUUUUAUGGUUACGUUUUUCGCGGUGUUCAUUUUACCGGAGACUCGAGGUAAAACUCUGAAUGAGGUACAAGAACAAUAUUUCAAAAAAAAGAAAAAGCAGUCGGCUUCCACGAUGGAAAUACAGCUUGAAUAA